This is a messenger RNA of Lemur catta (Ring-tailed lemur), 1391 nucleotides long. RefSeq names its product geranylgeranyl diphosphate synthase 1 (gene GGPS1). NCBI's taxonomy places the organism in Eukaryota, Metazoa, Chordata, Mammalia, Primates, Lemuridae. The record is from RefSeq and is a predicted model, not a curated record. The transcript is spliced from 4 exons. Gene Ontology annotation, biological process: isoprenoid biosynthetic process. Gene Ontology annotation, molecular function: prenyltransferase activity. Bases 164 to 1063 code for a protein of 299 amino acids.
AUUUCAUCCUGUAGUGCGUUAGAAGGUACUUUCAUUUCUUCGCGUGUAUUGAACGCCCACCAUGUGGAACAACUGGUAUGGCCUCUGCCUUCCUAGACCAGAGCCUGGGGAGACAGACAGAUGUUAAACCAGACACACAGAUAAGCUUUGAAAUUUAAAAACAAUGGAGAAGACUCAAGAAACAGUCCAAAGAAUUCUUCUAGAACCCUAUAAAUACUUACUUCAGUUACCAGGUAAACAAGUGAGAACCAAACUUUCACAGGCAUUUAAUCAUUGGCUGAAAGUUCCAGAAGACAAGCUACAGAUUAUCAUUGAAGUGACAGAAAUGUUGCAUAACGCCAGCUUACUCAUUGAUGAUAUCGAAGACAGCUCAAAACUCCGACGUGGCUUUCCAGUGGCACACAGCAUCUAUGGAAUUCCGUCCGUCAUCAAUUCUGCCAAUUAUGUGUAUUUUCUUGGCUUAGAGAAAGUCUUAACCCUUGAUCACCCAGAUGCAGUAAAGCUUUUCACCCGCCAACUUUUGGAACUCCAUCAGGGACAAGGCCUAGAUAUUUACUGGAGGGAUAAUUACACGUGUCCCACUGAAGAAGAAUACAAAGCUAUGGUGCUGCAAAAGACAGGUGGACUAUUUGGAUUAGCAGUAGGUCUCAUGCAGUUGUUCUCUGAUUACAAAGAAGAUUUAAAGCCGCUGCUUAAUACACUUGGGCUCUUUUUCCAAAUUAGGGAUGAUUAUGCUAACCUACACUCCAAAGAAUAUAGUGAAAACAAAAGUUUUUGUGAAGAUCUAACAGAGGGAAAGUUCUCAUUUCCCACUAUUCAUGCUAUUUGGUCGAGGCCUGAAAGCACCCAGGUGCAGAAUAUCUUGCGCCAGAGAACAGAAAACAUAGAUAUUAAAAAAUACUGUGUACAUUAUCUUGAAGAUGUAGGUUCCUUUGAAUACACUCGGCAAACUCUUAAAGAGCUCGAAUCUAAAGCCUACAAACAAAUUGAUACACGUGGUGGGAACCCUGAACUAGUAGCCCUAAUAAAGCACUUAAGUAAGAUGUUCAAAGAAGAUGAAUAAUAUUAAGUUAUUCUUGACUGGUCCUGAUAGCUUGUUUUAGUUAUUUUUUUUUUUUUUUUUUUGUCUUUUAGUCUUUUAGCCUAUCACCUUUUUAAAAAUUUGGUCUAAGCUGUUCUCCAAAAAACUAUAGGGGAGAUGGGAAUUUGUUUCGAUUUAGAAACCCAUCUGUGCAGAUGAUCAUAAUACAUAUUGAAGAAAUUAAAAGGAGCCACAUUUAUAUAGGUCUAAUGUGAAUGUCAGAAAUUGCUGUGGCAGGAUAUUGUGACCAUCUCUGCCCUACAAAUGUGCUGUUGAUUCUGUCAAUAAAAAAGACUUCAGCUUCCAGGAA